Molecule: messenger RNA, 849 nt
Organism: Salvia miltiorrhiza (redroot sage)
Lineage: Eukaryota; Viridiplantae; Streptophyta; Magnoliopsida; Lamiales; Lamiaceae
Product: DNA-directed RNA polymerase II subunit RPB1-like
Exons: 2
Coding region: 216-677 (153 amino acids)
Biological process (GO): DNA-templated transcription
Cellular component (GO): RNA polymerase II, core complex
Molecular function (GO): DNA binding
Source: RefSeq, a predicted model, not a curated record
UCUCCCCCAUCUUCUUCAUUGGUCUCAAAACCGCCACCUUCUGAGACGAGCGCAGCGCGAAAUAAGUUUCUUUCAAAUCCCAAAAAAUUAAUUACUCAACAGAAAUCAACAAUAAUUUGAAGUACUGAAAAACCAUAAUUUGUUUUUAAUUUUGAAAUUAUUAGUAGCAUCAUAGAUCAUAAUCAAAAACCUAGGGAACAAUUUCCGGUGUCGCAAUGGAUCUGCGGUUCCCCUUCUCGCCGGCAGAGGUUGCGAAGGUCUGCGUCGUCCAAUUCGGCAUACUCAGCCCCGAUGAGAUCAGACAAAUGUCAGUUGUGCAUAUAGAGCACAGCGAGACGACGGAAAGAGGCAAGCCGAAGAUCGGUGGUUUGAGCGACCCGCGUCUGGGGACGAUUGAUCGGAAGAUGAAGUGCGAGACUUGUAUGGCGAACAUGGCUGAUUGCCCCGGCCACUUCGGUCACCUUGAGCUCGCCAAACCCAUGUUUCACAUUGGGUUCAUGAAGACUGUGCUCAGUAUUCUCCGCAGUGUCUGCUUCAAUUGCUCCAAGAUUUUAGCUGAUGAGGUAUUGUACGUUUCCCGAGUAUUUAGAUUGAAGUUUAUGGACGCUUUCGGCUUAAUUAGUAUGAAUUUGUACAGUCAUCUUCACUUGAUUGAUAUUGGGUAUAGCCUAUAUUAGUAUGAAUUUUAGUAUGAAUUUGUACAGUCAUAUGAAUUUAGUCGUCUAGCCUAUAUUUUGUUUUUUUUUUUCUUUUUUUUUCUUUUUCUUUUUUAUGUGCAUAUAAUUUUUUUUCGAUGACUACCGAUUUAAAAUAUUUUAAUAUAUAUUCGAUCGUGGAUUUUGUUGUCUA